GACUUGUUCAUUCCCGAGUUCAUUUCCGAGUUCAUUUUAAGGCUGAAAGGUGAUGUAACAAAACUGUCUUUGUCUCGCACGUGUUCAGAAGUUGCUCGAAAAUUCCACUACUCUUCAAUUUUAAUUGCAUUUAUUAGGAAUAUCAAGAAUGUUUCGUUUAGCUGGAUCGAAAAUUAUUUUACGUACACCGGCUACAAAAUUUGCUCUUGCGCAACGUGCUGGGUAUGCGAAAGAUGUCAGGUUUGGUCCGGAAGUUCGAGCCCUCAUGUUGCAGGGUGUAGAUAUUCUGGCUGACGCUGUUGCUGUUACAAUGGGUCCCAAGGGUCGAAAUGUCAUUCUCGAACAAUCUUGGGGAUCACCUAAAAUUACAAAAGACGGUGUUACGGUUGCCAAGGGGAUUGAGUUGAAGGACAAGUUUCAGAAUAUUGGAGCGAAAUUAGUGCAAGACGUUGCAAACAACACGAACGAAGAAGCUGGAGACGGCACAACAACUGCUACAGUUUUAGCGCGUGCAAUCGCAAAAGAGGGAUUUGAAAAAAUUUCCAAAGGUGCGAAUCCAGUUGAGAUUAGACGUGGUGUUAUGUUAGCUGUUGAUGCAGUAAAAGAACAUCUUAAGACAUUGUCGAAGAAUGUUACGACACCGGAGGAGAUUGCACAAGUUGCCACCAUAUCUGCCAAUGGAGAUAAAGCUAUUGGCCAAUUGAUAAGCGAUGCCAUGAAGAGAGUGGGCAAGGAAGGUGUUAUCACUGUCAAGGACGGCAAGACUCUUAUUGAUGAGUUAGAAGUAAUUGAGGGCAUGAAAUUCGAUCGUGGCUACAUCUCACCAUAUUUUAUAAAUUCGACCAAAGGUGCUAAAGUUGAAUUCCAAGAUGCCCUUGUUUUAUUCUCCGAAACGAAGAUUUCUUCUGUGCAAUCAAUCUUGCCGGCUCUUGAGCUUGCUAAUUCGCAACGCAAGCCCUUAGUUAUAAUCGCAGAAGACAUAGAUGGAGAGGCUUUGAGUACACUUGUUGUGAAUCGUCUUAAAAUUGGACUACAAGUUGCUGCUGUCAAAGCACCAGGUUUCGGUGAUAAUCGCAAAGCAACCAUGGCUGACAUGGCAAUUGCAACUGGAGGUAUUUGUUUCGGAGACGAAGCCAACUUAGUCAAAAUAGAAGAUGUACAAUUGUCUGACUUGGGAAAAGUUGGUGAAGUUGUUAUCACAAAAGACGAUACGUUAUUGUUGAAAGGAAAGGGAAGCAAGGAUCAUAUAGAGCGUCGGUCCGAACAAAUACGUGAUCAAAUCAAAGAAACUACUAGUGAAUAUGAAAAGGAAAAACUACAAGAACGUCUUGCUCGUUUAAGUGCUGGAGUUGCAUUGCUACGCAUUGGAGGCUCGUCCGAAGUUGAAGUAAAUGAAAAGAAAGAUCGUGUUACGGAUGCUUUAAAUGCAACGCGUGCAGCUGUUGAGGAGGGUAUUGUCCCUGGAGGAGGAACAGCUCUGUUGCGCUGCAUCCCCACUUUGAAAGGGCUAAAAGGAGAGAAUGAUGAUCAAAAUACUGGUAUUGGAAUAGUAAUGCGUGCUUUGCGAAUGCCAUGCAUGACUAUCGCUAAGAACGCAGGAAUUGAUGGAUCCGUUGUUGUUGCAAAAGUUGAAGAACAAACCGGAGACUUUGGAUAUGAUGCACUAAACAACGAAUAUGUAAAUUUAAUUGAGAAAGGAAUUAUCGAUCCUACCAAAGUUGUUAGAACUGCCUUGACCGAUGCAUCAGGAGUUGCCUCACUUUUGACCACUGCCGAAGCUGUCGUAACGGAAAUGCCAAAGGACGAUAAAGAAGGCGGCAUGCCAGGUAUGGGUGGCAUGGGCGGCAUGGGCGGUAUGGGUGGAAUGGGUGGAAUGAUGUAAAUUAUUACACAAAAGUUUCACAAUAAGCGUGAAUGGCGGAAUGUUUCCAUCUGACGAGAACAAAAUGUUUUUUAUAUUUUCAGUUAUCAAAUUAUUUGUAUAAGGCAGCCUUUUUCCAAAAUACUUGUUUAUAUUUGUUUUCAUAAAAUAACUUAACGCUCAUAUUUUGUUUAUGGUCAUUCAUCUCAAAUUUUUGUCAUUUGCUUGAGAACAUGGCCAUUUUUCAUGGACCGUACAAUACUUACUUUGAAGCGCCUCUGUCGACAUUAAGGUUUAAUUUUAAGCAUUGCAAAUAUAUAUUAAUGCAGGCAUUUAUCACGAAUAAGACGUAGAUGUAAAAAAUUAGAGAAAUAUAAAUAUAGUCUCCUUUAGCUGUAGAUUUAAAUAUUUGAGUUAUAUAAAAUAAAAAAAAGUUUCGUAUAAUUAAUUGAAAAUAA
Molecule: messenger RNA, 2319 nt
Organism: Culicoides brevitarsis
Lineage: Eukaryota; Metazoa; Arthropoda; Insecta; Diptera; Ceratopogonidae
Product: heat shock protein 60A-like
Exons: 3
Coding region: 149-1882 (577 amino acids)
Biological process (GO): protein refolding; protein import into mitochondrial intermembrane space; mitochondrial unfolded protein response
Cellular component (GO): mitochondrial matrix; mitochondrial inner membrane
Molecular function (GO): ATP-dependent protein folding chaperone; ATP binding; protein-folding chaperone binding
Source: RefSeq, a predicted model, not a curated record